GAUAAUGCGUAAAUUCGUUCGGAGGAUGGGUGCUGAAUUUCGAUGUCGCAUCAGAGUCGAUCGAUUUAUAUGCUGCCGUUUGAAUUCUUAUUUUUCACUGUGGAAACUAAGCGAUAUCAGAAAACGUUACUUGCAACACCUCAAACUUUUUACGGAUUAACAUCGUAAACAAUGGACGACUCUCCAUUGCAAAAGGUAGAGCUGCAAACGGACGUCUACAUGGUAUGUUUGCAGCAUGCUUUAUCCACGGAAAACUUUGAAGUAAUGGGCCUGCUUAUCGGUAAUUUUGCUUGUGGAGUAGCAAAAAUAUCAGCUGUUAUUAUUUUGCGACGAUUAGAUAAGAAGAAAGACAGAGUAGAGAUUUCAUCAGAGCAAUUACUGAAAGCCGUUGCCGAAGCUGAACGAUUAACCAAAGAAUUAAAUCGACCUAUGCGUGUCCUUGGCUGGUAUCAUUCGCAUCCACAUAUUACAGUUUGCCCCUCACACGUUGAUGUCAGAACUCAAGCUACUUAUCAAACGAUGGAUCACAGCUUUGUAGGCUUAAUAUUCUCAGUAUUUUCAGAAGGCAAAGAAUCGAAAGAACAUGAAAUAUUCUUGAAUUGUUUUCAAUCAGACAAUGGUGAAGCUACAGAGAUACCAUUGGAGAUAGUACAUACUCCAGAUAUUUCAGAUAGAUGUUUAAGAACAAUGACAGAUCUGUCAAAAAUUUUGGUGCAAGAAGAAGAAGAUAUGGCUGAAGCCUGUAAAGAUCAUCCAGAUGUCCUUGCCAGUAUUCACAACAAUGCUGUCAGAACACGUGCAUUGGUUCAUAUAAUAGAUAUCAUUACAAAACCUUUGGUACAAACGUUUGAAAAGAGGAUAGCGUUAAAUAAGUUGCGUACUAUGCAUCUCCGAAGACAAUUACAAGAAUUACAAAAAAUGUGUAAUGGAUAAAAACUUCCAGUCAAUAAUGGUAAACAAAUGUUUUUUCUUAAAUUUCUUAAAUCUACUUUAACAACUUUUUCGUAAUAAAAAUGAGAUUUUAUAUGGAAAAUAAAUAUUUACUGAAUUAAAAUUGACUUUGUAUUUUAAUAAUUAGUAUAUUUUAUAAAUUAGAUAUGUUUGUUUAUUAUACAAAUAUAAUGAGAAUGAAAUAUAUGUACAUAUAGAAUAUGUGUGUUAUGUGUGUUUAUGCACUUGCGUGCAUGCGCGCACGUACAUGAAAUAUGUAUAAAAGUUUUAAAUGUUAUUAAAAAAUUACACUGUAUAUCAAGAGCAACACAAUAUAUUAAGUUUUGUUGUGUACACUUUUUACUGUUUAUUUUCUCAUUUAUUUGGAAUGAUGAAUAAAAGUUUAAUGUCACUAAUAA
Molecule: messenger RNA, 1349 nt
Organism: Monomorium pharaonis (pharaoh ant)
Lineage: Eukaryota; Metazoa; Arthropoda; Insecta; Hymenoptera; Formicidae
Product: lys-63-specific deubiquitinase BRCC36
Exons: 7
Coding region: 172-933 (253 amino acids)
Biological process (GO): double-strand break repair
Cellular component (GO): BRISC complex; BRCA1-A complex
Molecular function (GO): cysteine-type deubiquitinase activity; polyubiquitin modification-dependent protein binding; metallopeptidase activity
Source: RefSeq, a predicted model, not a curated record